GUAAGUUUCUGCAGCUGAUCCCUCAGGUUUUUUACGGACUUUCCAUUUGAGGAGCAAGCAAAUCCCCACUAAAAAAAUCAUCUCCAGAGAUGUCGCAAGAGGCGGGGAAAGGGCGCAGGGUUUGAAACAUGGCGGACGACGUGGACCAGCAACAAAUUACCAACACUGUCGAAGAGCCCCUCGAUCUUAUCAGGCUCAGUCUGGAUGAGCGAAUUUAUGUGAAAAUGAGAAAUGACAGGGAGCUACGAGGUAGAUUACAUGCUUAUGAUCAACAUUUAAAUAUGAUAUUGGGAGAUGUGGAAGAGGCUGUGACUACCAUAGAAAUUGAUGAGGAAACAUAUGAAGAGAUAUAUAAAUCAACAAAACGGAAUAUUCCAAUGCUUUUUGUCCGGGGAGAUGGUGUUGUCCUAGUUGCCCCUCCAUUAAGAGUUGGUUGAAACAAAGAAUACAUCCUGAGUGGAAAUUAGGAGACUUUAUAUGAUUGCGUCUUUAAAGGUAGAAGAUAUUCAAAAGAGAAACCUGCGUAAAUUUUGAUAAUAAUAAAUGACAAAGGAAUCUUCUGCUCCUGAAAUGAGUUUAUGUGCACAUAACACAAAUUCUUACGCUAAAUGGCAUUUUUAUUUUUCUCCAACCCUUCCAAUAAAUGUGAUCACUAAAAUGCAGCCCUAUUUUUUAGGCGUUAAUUUGCUCCAUUGGUUUUUCCAGACAAUUUCUGUUUUUUUAAUUUAAAUUAAACUUGAUGUUUUCUUUUUUUGUUU
Pipistrellus kuhlii (Kuhl's pipistrelle) is the source of this 758-nucleotide messenger RNA. RefSeq names its product U6 snRNA-associated Sm-like protein LSm3. The record is from RefSeq and is a predicted model, not a curated record. Gene Ontology annotation, cellular component: precatalytic spliceosome; catalytic step 2 spliceosome; U4/U6 x U5 tri-snRNP complex. The transcript has a single exon. The coding region runs from base 129 to 437 and encodes 102 amino acids. Gene Ontology annotation, biological process: mRNA splicing, via spliceosome; P-body assembly. Gene Ontology annotation, molecular function: RNA binding. NCBI's taxonomy places the organism in Eukaryota, Metazoa, Chordata, Mammalia, Chiroptera, Vespertilionidae.